CAGUCACGUGAGGACAUGCGGAACUGGACCAUUUUCGGUCGAAAAGCAAAACAUUCGGGGGCGGUGAGUUGAGUGACUCAGUCUGCUGUAACGUUACGCCGACCUGCUGGAGUGGUUUCAUAAACUACGCCGUAUAAGUCGACUGUUAUACCCGGGGUUUGGCACGAUGCUGAGCGCCGCCGCCGCGGAGAGGAACAAGGAGCCCAUCCUGGCGGUGCUCCGGGAUAGUGUGCACACCGGGAGACCCCUGCUGGCUCUGGAGAUCUCCUCCGGUACUGGGCAGCAUGUCACACACUUUGCUCAGGCCCUGCCGAAUAUAACCUGGCAGCCAUCUGAGUAUGAUCGCCAGUCUAUAGUCAGUAUAGAAGCAUAUAGAGCUCGCUACCGGCUGAACAAUGUGAAGCCUGCCAUCCACCUGGAUGCUUCUCUGCCCUAUCAAUACUGGGGAGGAAUCCAGCCAGAGAGCCUCGACCUGGUGCUCAACAUCAACAUGAUCCACAUUUCUCCUUUGGCUUGUACAGAGGGUUUAUUCAAAGGGGCUGGAGUAGUGUUGAAACCUCAGGGCCUUCUACUGACUUAUGGGCCAUAUGCAGUGAAUGGUCAGAUUGUCCCUCAAAGCAAUGUGGACUUUGACUACAGCCUACGGCAGAGAAACCCAGAAUGGGGACUCAGGGAUAUCUCGCUCCUCAAUUCUCUGGCACAAAGCAAUGGUUUGUACCUGGAGAGAAUAGUGGACAUGCCAGCAAACAACAAAUGUCUUCUUUUCAGGAAGGAAAGUUUGGUGUGAAGUAUCCUGAUGCAGGAUGGUCAAAAUGCCUUAACUCGGAGCUCAGAUACAUUGCCAAAUUUUCAAGAGCCGUAAACGGAUCAUGUUUUCUCCACAUUUUAAUACAUGCUGGUAUUAGAUUAACUAAGUUAAUGUAAACUGUUGUGCUCUAACCUAUAACCUAUAUUCUUAUGUAUUGCACAUGAGUUAAAUUAAUAAAUCUCACAAACACAUUGCCUUUGUGCUAUAUAAUCUUUAAGACAAUGACCUAUUCUUCUUUUUCUGUUUUUUAAGCGUGAAACUGACUUAGCAGAAGUGCAUUGAAGAGGGAAAUAAUAAGAGAAUAUACUGUACUUUAUAUAAAACAAAAGAAAAAUUUUAUAAAACAAAGAUGGAGAAACUAAAGUGAAGAGCAGAAAAAAAUAACAUUAGCAAAAGUAAUUAUAAUACAAAUGUCUAUUUGUUUAGUAUUACAAGCUAGGGAUUUUUGCAACAUGAUCAACAUGUGUGUCUGUUAUCCUGGCUGCUGUUUUCACAAUGCAAAGUUCACAAAUAAGAAAAAAACAUCUUAAACUUAUUUGAAAA
Messenger RNA from Oreochromis niloticus (Nile tilapia), 1351 nucleotides. It is a transcript of the gene mettl26, whose product is annotated as methyltransferase like 26. Bases 167 to 787 code for a protein of 206 amino acids. The transcript has 6 exons. The record is from RefSeq and is a predicted model, not a curated record. Lineage: Eukaryota; Metazoa; Chordata; Actinopteri; Cichliformes; Cichlidae.